AUGGCACAGGGCAUGCUGCGAACGCACGGCAGUGUGCUGGAGGAGGUGAACGGGCGAGAUGGUCGGGCGUCGCAUCCGGUGACGCCGACGAAGGAGGCGAUGGCGCUCGGUGGCGGGCUGGCGACCGAGACAUUCUGGUCGCCGAUGGGCGAGGCUGGGGACGCGGUCUCGGUCGCAUCGUCGUGCUGGUCGCCGGACAGCAGCAACGCGAGGCAGGGCGAGGCCGAGACUGACGGCUCGUUGCUCUUCUCGGCGUCGUCGUCGUCAAUUCUGGUCGAGUCGCUGUUCUCGUCGCCAGACGGUGGCAACGUGAGAGGCGGCGCCGGCGCCGCCGAUGGCGGCAGCUCGCUGGACUUUCCGCUGUUUGAAGUCCGGUCUGGCUCACCGCCGGCAUCGCCGAAUGCCGACAAGGAGCCGUGGACGGCCUCGGUCUCAUACUCGGUCUCGCCGUCGGUCUCGCCGUCUCUGCGUGAGGUGCGGCGCGAGGCCGCGGCACUCGGCAGCAGCAGCCUCCCGCGGAUGAGCCACGCGCAGAUCUCCAGCCUCCCGCACGCCACUCAGGUCGCGUACAUGACCAUGCAGCGUGCAGCGCUGGCAGCGGCCGAGGCGCAGCUCGCGCUCGAGUCACUCGCGGUCCAAGGCGGCUCGCAGGGCGCCCUCGACCGGCUAGCGCAGGUGCUCGAGGCAAAGAACGCCGAAGCCCGGAAGCAGCUGGCCGCUUUCGAGGCUGCGUACGGACGGACGCUGGCGCCGGCAGCGCCGCAGACGUAUGACAGUGCGUGGAUCUGCGCCCAGGCGCCGGCUACGCCCGAAAUGCACUCGGGCGGGCACCUCCCGCUCGGGCUCAAGACCCACGAGGCGUUCCGGGCCGACGCGGAGCUGGGCGAUGAGUUUGAGCUCGUCGACAGCGAUGCAGUCUCUGGGCCAGGUAGCGUGGUGCUGAUGCAGGAACGGACAACAGGAGUGGAGGUUCUGGUGCGGAGCUUCCGCACCUCGACGCCGCACGAAUGGCACGCGCUCAUCCGGCACCUGUCGGCGCUGCAGCGACUGAGCCACCCGGCGGUAGCGCGGCUGGUGGCCUUUUACCGCAGCGGCGGCUCGCGGACAAGCUGGCAGGUGGCGGUCCCGGCUGUGGCACACGCGUCAGUGAGCCGUUGGAUGGCCGAGCUCGCCGAGUCGGCGCACACGGCGCGGGCGCAGCACGAGAUCAAGCUCACAUUUCUGCGGCAGCUUGCGAGCGCCGUCCACUACGUCCAUGAAGCCGGCAUUGCCGGGCUCAACCUCACCACUCCCGGCGCCGUGGUGGUCACUGCCGACGGCUCGCCGGUGCUCUGCGACUUUAGCGCGUCGUCCGACCCGGUCAACUCGCUGAGCAAUACGCCGACCCGGGAGCUUGCCGUGCCGAGCGGUGGCGGCGACGCGCUGCUGCCGGCGCGGGCGCGCGAUCUCGCAGAGCUCGGCGACCUCGCGGUGGCCCUCUUUGCCGAGCUCACCGGAGGCGGGCCGGUGGUCCGGGUCGACGGCGAACGGGCGGUGUGGGCGGCGAGGAGAGUGGCGGCCGAGGCACCGCUCCUCGCCUCGUUCCUCGCCUAUCUCCUGCAGCCGACAAGCCAGCUCGAGGCGGCGCUGGCGAGCGUGCCCGGCGCUGGCGGAAGCAUCCUGCUCCGGCAUCCGCUGUUUGUGGCGCCGGUCGCGCCCAGCAUCGGGUGCGAGCCGUCGGCGUACAACGCGAAGGAAGUCCGACUGGUGGCGCUGUUCAAGAAAAUCCGCGCGCGAGUCUACAACGCCGGCAGGGCCAAGGUCGGCAAGAUCAUCAUCCGGCGGAUGUACCUAGUCCGCGACGCGCUCAACGUCUUCCAGAAAAUUGCAGUCCUCGACCGGCCUGACUGGUGCUUCCGGCUCAACGUGGCUUUUGACGGUGAGCGCGGCGUCGACGCCGGUGGGCUCUCGUCGGACAUGUUCACCCACGUCUUCCGUGCCCUCAUCCACACACCGUUUCCGUACCGGUCGGCGCGGAGCAGUGCCGGCGACGACGACGACGACGAGUUUGGCAGCGUGCCCGGGGGCUAUGUCAAGUUCCGCGGCAAGCCGCUGUUUGAGGUUGCCGACGGUGGCGCCAUGCCUGUGGCGCUCCCGCUUGGCGAGCCCUGCAUCGACGCGGUCAUGGACGCGCACGACAUGGCCAAGGCGUUCCAUUCGAUCGGGCUUGUCCUCGGCAAGUGCUUUCUCGACGGCUUCCUCAUCGAAGACGUCUUUGCGCGCCCGCUGUACAGCUACCUCCUUGCGGCAGCACCGGCUAUGGCCGGAUGCAAGCUGGCAGCGGCCGGCGGCGAGGCAGAGAUGCUGAGCGCGCUGUCGGCGGCGGCGGCCGAGACGAGCGCCAAGCUCGCGCUUGGGCUCGACGACCUUGCGGCGUUUGAUCCUGUCAAGGCCGCGGCGCUUGGCGAGCUACUCAACGUAGCCGCGCCCGAAGAGCUGUACCUCUCGUUCCUCGAUGUGGCGCCCGGGGCCAAGAGUGGCGGGACGGUGACGCGCGAGCGGACGUCGGCGUACGUGGCGGCAGUGGUGAGGCACGACUUGCUUGGGCGUGGGCGAGCCGAGUCGCUGGCGGCCAUUGCGUGUGGAUUCUAUGACGUCAUUGCGCCGCUUCUUGGCGACGAGAUGGUCCUUCUCUCGCCGACGUCGCUGCAGGCGCUCCUCUGCGGCGCCAAGGUUGUCGACGUGGAGGAGGUGGUAGCCAAGCUCGAGUUUAUCGAGUAUCCUGAUGACGAGACCGCGAGCCUUGCAAAGGCGCAACUCGUCGCGGUCCUCCGCAAGUGGGGUACUGAGGCGAUGCAGCACGUUAAGGCGUUCCUCGAGUACGCCACGGCAGCGCCGAUGGUGCCCGAGGGUAAGAUUCGCGUGCAGCACGUGGCGGCGAGCGAGCUGCUGCCGGCGGCUCACACCUGCCAUGCGGUCAUCGACCUCCCACUCUACGGGUCGACCGACGAGCUCGAGGCCAAGUUCCUCACCGCGUUUGACAACGGGCUUGGAUCCGAGUUUGGGCUCGCAUGACGAGCGGUCGAGUGUAAUGUUCAAGUGUAAAAGCC
Thecamonas trahens ATCC 50062 is the source of this 3089-nucleotide messenger RNA. Its product is annotated as serine/threonine protein kinase. Gene Ontology annotation, biological process: protein phosphorylation. The coding region runs from base 1 to 3054 and encodes 1017 amino acids. Gene Ontology annotation, molecular function: ATP binding; ubiquitin-protein transferase activity; protein kinase activity. NCBI's taxonomy places the organism in Eukaryota, Apusomonadida, Apusomonadidae. The record is from RefSeq and is a predicted model, not a curated record. The transcript has a single exon.